UACAUAGUAUUAUAAAUAGAAGAGUUAUAGACAUAGAUUUCUUCAUCACAACAUCAUAGUCCAAUAGAAAAUACACAUUCAACUAUGGCUACCCUCAUUGCUCCUAGCAACCAUUCUCCCCAAGAAGAUGCUGAAUCUCUAAGAAAGGCUUUUGAAGGUUGGGGUACUGAUGAGAGAACAGUGAUAACAAUUCUUGGUCAUAGAAAUUCUCAUCAGAUUCAACAAAUCAGAAGAGCUUAUGAAGAGAUUUACCAAGAGGAUCUUAUCAAACGUUUGGAGUCUGAACUCAAAGGAGACUUUGAGAAAGCUGUAUACCGUUGGAUCUUGGAACCGGCUGAUCGUGAUGCUGUUUUGGCCCAUGUUGCUCUCAAGAGUGGUAAGAACUAUAAUGUGGUGGUUGAGAUUGCUGCAAUUCUCUCCCCGGAAGAGCUUUUUAAUGUGAGACGCGCUUAUAUUAAGCGCUAUAAGCACUCCUUGGAGGAGGAUUUGGCUACUCAUACCUCGGGCCAUCUUCGCCAGCUUUUGGUGGGGUUGGUGACUGCAUUUAGGUAUGUUGGUGAUGAUGUGAAUGCGAGAUUGGCACAAAGUGAAGCUGAUAUUCUUCAUGAGGCUGUGAAAGAAAAGAAAGGAAGCCAGGAAGAAGCUGUUAGGAUCUUGACUACAAGGAGUAAGGCUCAGCUGAUUGCAACUUUCAACCGUUACAGAGAGACUCAUGGUACUUCCAUUACCAAGAAGCUGUUGGAUGAAGGAUCUGAUGAUUUUCAGAAGGCUUUAUAUACCACCAUUCGAUCCUUCAAUGAUCAUGUUAAGUACUAUGAGAAGGUGGUGAGAGAUGCGGUGAAGAAGGUUGGAACCGAUGAGGACGCACUCACCCGUGUGAUUGUGAGUCGGGCUCAACAUGAUCUGAAAGCCAUCUCAGAUGUUUAUCACAAGAGAAACAGUGUUCCUUUUGAGCAAGUUGUGGCUAAGGAAACCUCUGGGGAUUACAAGAAGCUCCUUCUCACUCUUUUGGGCCAAGAAGAUUGAGUUUUUUUUUACCUUUCUCUAAGUGUGGUUUUAGUUUAUCUUUGCUUUGUGAGAACUUAAAGUUCAAUCUUGUUAUGUAGUAUGUUAUGUUUGAUGGUUCAUUUAGACAUGCUGUAUUGUAAGUUUGAACUUUUAUUAAUAAUACAUGAGGAACUUGCUCAAAAAUAAA
Messenger RNA from Vicia villosa (hairy vetch), 1195 nucleotides. RefSeq names its product annexin-like protein RJ4. Lineage: Eukaryota; Viridiplantae; Streptophyta; Magnoliopsida; Fabales; Fabaceae. Gene Ontology annotation, molecular function: calcium-dependent phospholipid binding; calcium ion binding. Gene Ontology annotation, cellular component: cytoplasm. The record is from RefSeq and is a predicted model, not a curated record. The coding region runs from base 85 to 1026 and encodes 313 amino acids. The transcript has 6 exons.